AUGAAAUCAUAACUUUUAUUUGGGUCCUGGAUUUAAAGAGGAAAUGCUAUGCCUAUAAGAUUUCUUUUAGAAUAUACCUAAACCAAUUAUAAUGAAAAAAUAUAUUAUUCAGAAAAUGAGAGUGAGUGGUUUUAAAAAGAUUAAAAAUAAUUCAAACAAUUUGCAAAUUUGCCCUACAUUAUAGAUGGAGAUUUAAAAUUAACAGAUGUACAAACUAUUAUGAGAUAUAUAGCAAAACGUAAUUCUAAUUAUAUCUAAUUGCUUGGUUAAGGACAUGGAAACGAUGAAGACAGAAUUAACUAGAUUAAUCUUGUAAUAUCUGAAAUAGGACUUUAUGUUAAAGAACAAUUUUUUAAUCCAAAGGUUCAUGAAGAAAAAAGAGAUUUUCUAAACAGAUGCUAAAAAAAAUUUGGAAGUUUUGUUAACAUAAGAGGUAAAAAUAAAUUUAUUUUUCCUUAUGUAACCACAGCUGAUUUUAAUUUAGUUGAGCUUCUUUUGCAUUAUAAAUGUUUAGACAAUGAACUUUUUGAAAAAAAUCUUCCCAGUUUAAAUGAAUAUAUAUAGCAUUUUUACAAUUUACCGGCAAUUAAAGAUUACACAAUAACAGAAAGAUAUUAGAUGCAUACUGAAUUCUUUCCAUAGAAUAAAGCUAUUAUUUCGGGAAAAGAUUUUAUAACUAAAUUUAAUUCUUAAUUUAAAAAAUGA
Messenger RNA from Tetrahymena thermophila SB210, 705 nucleotides. Its product is annotated as glutathione S-transferase, amine-terminal domain protein. The transcript has a single exon. The record is from RefSeq and is a predicted model, not a curated record. Lineage: Eukaryota; Ciliophora; Oligohymenophorea; Hymenostomatida; Tetrahymenidae. Gene Ontology annotation, biological process: glutathione metabolic process. Gene Ontology annotation, molecular function: glutathione transferase activity.